CUCCUGUUUACUCCUCCAACCUUUGUUGACUUCCUCACCAUCUCACCAUUCUUUUCUCUUGUCAACUGCAACUACAGCAACUUCACCAUUGACGCAACUCACCAAAAUGCCCUUCCACCCAGACAGCCUCCCCAACCUCGAGGGUAAGGUGUUUAUAGUGACAGGUGGAAACUCUGGGAUUGGUUAUCACACCGUAGAGCACUUGGCCAAACAUGGUGCCCACGUCUAUAUGGGCGCCCGAUCGCCAACAAAAGCAGCAGAAGCCAUCGCCAAGAUCAAGAAGUCACAGACCAGUGCCAAAGUCGACCUUUUACAGAUGGAUCUCAAGAACCUCGCCAGCAUCGCUUCAGCCACCGAUACUUUCCUUGCCAAAGAAACAGUUUUACACGGUCUGGUCAACAACGCCGGCAUAAUGGCGACGCCCUUUGAAAUCACAACAGACGCGUACGAAGCCCAGUGGCAGACCAACUAUCUCGCUCACUGGCUCCUGACCGACCGCCUGCUACCCAUCAUGCUGCGGACCACCACCACCUCGAAGCCCGGUGAGGUUCGCAUCGUCAACUUGUCAUCUUCUGGCCAUCUCGGCGCCCCCAGCUCAGGUAUCAACUUUGACGACACUUCCAUCAAAGACGGCAGCGUGUGGGAGCGCUACGGACAAAGCAAACUAGCAAACAUCCUCCACACGGAAACUCUACACAAGCGGUACGGGCCGGGCUCUGCCGGUUCAAGCGGAGAGAUAUGGGUAUCUUCGGUGCACCCGGGUGUGGUGAAGACGAACCUGGCAGAGCCCCUCAGGGAGUCCGGGUCCAUCUUUAUGAGUAUCGUCUCUAUAAUCGACAAGUUGGGUCUGGUCUAUACGGCCGACAAGGGUUCCUGGACAAGUUUAUACUGCGCUGCGGCGAGUGAGAUGACGGAAAAGGAGAGCGGUGCCUACCUUGACAUCAAUAAGCGAUUCGGGGAACCGUGGUGGAUGAGUGCCGCGGCCAAGGAUACGAAGCUGGCACACAGGUUAGAGGAGUACACUGUCGAGAUUAUGAGGAAUGGUGGAUGGAUCGAGUAGUUAUCCUUAAUCUGUUGCAUUUUUACACAUUCGAUAUUAUACGGUAUAUAGAAGGACCAUAGAUGGCGAAGCUCGUCCAAGCGUUUUCAUAGAUUCCUACGAUGUUUCAGGUCAACCGUAGGACGACCAACAACCCAGCAUGUCUGCCAGAAAUCUUUAGUGAACGGAGGACUUUCUUUGCAGUCAAGCACAAUAAGGC
This is a messenger RNA of Pyricularia grisea, 1259 nucleotides long. RefSeq lists its product as uncharacterized. Lineage: Eukaryota; Fungi; Ascomycota; Sordariomycetes; Magnaporthales; Pyriculariaceae. The coding region runs from base 107 to 1060 and encodes 317 amino acids. The record is from RefSeq and is a predicted model, not a curated record. The transcript has 2 exons.